AUGAAAACAUUGGAAUGGGGUAAUAUGCAAGUGAAAAUAGAUGGUCGGCAAAUGCACCAUCUUCGCUUUGCUGUUGACAUCGUCCUUAUGACACCAAACAUUGGCCGAGCGGAACGUAUGCCUACCGCUUUCGAUAAAACCUGUGGAAAGAUCGGUCUACGACUAAAUCUGACAAAAACGGCGUUCAUGAAGAACGGAUUGGUUUCGUAUGCCCCACCCACGCUCAACGGAACGAAUAUCUUUGAGUGCUGCAGUUAUGCCUAUCUAGAUCGGGAAACCAGCGUGCUGAACGACUUUGCUCCAGAGCUGAGCAGAAGGAAACGAGCAGCUUGGGAAGCUUUCAAAAGCGUGGAGGAUUUAGUGAAGAGAACAAAAAACAUCCGACUUCGUGCCCGGUUUUUCUACUCAGUGGUACUUUCUGCGUCAACGUAUGCGUGA
Molecule: messenger RNA, 438 nt
Organism: Angiostrongylus costaricensis
Lineage: Eukaryota; Metazoa; Nematoda; Chromadorea; Rhabditida; Metastrongylidae
Source: the annotation of a GenBank genome assembly